Molecule: messenger RNA, 5441 nt
Organism: Bubalus bubalis (water buffalo)
Lineage: Eukaryota; Metazoa; Chordata; Mammalia; Artiodactyla; Bovidae
Product: endogenous retrovirus group PABLB member 1 Env polyprotein-like
Exons: 3
Coding region: 3521-4936 (471 amino acids)
Source: RefSeq, a predicted model, not a curated record
ACAUGGAAAGAAAGAGUUCAAAAUGGCAACAGGAGAACCUAUUAAGCAUUUCAGAGAGCUGAGAGACUUUUAACUGCUAAAUAUUGUCCUAAAGAAGUAGCUAUUAUGCAUUGCAAAGGGCACAGCAGGGAUGCGAGUAAAGAAGCCAAAGGUAAUCAGCUGGCUGACUGUCAAGCCAGAAAAGCUGCAUUUUACUAAACCCCUUCACUCCAGAUGCCUUUGAACUGGACAGGUCCUGUGGAACAGGAAAAACCACAAUAUACUGAGGAAGAAUUAGAAAGAUACUGUAGGAGGAAAUGGACAGAACAGGCUUCAUCUUGAAAGCACGACUCCAUCUUGGGCCGGACUCCAUCUUGGACUUUGAGCUCUAUGCCCAGUAUCUAUGGAAACGACAUACCAACUGGAGAACCAGGCCCCUCGGAUGGAAGAAUCCCAGGGCUCAUACCUAGACUCUCCAUUGCCUAAAAGAAUACCCUGAUUAUCUGUGUAACCAAAUAGAAUCAUAAAUUCUAUUAUACUUAUUGGGGUAUGACUACAGGCCUAUGAUAAUUGUCCACUUGAAAAAGGAAUUAACAGGGCCUGGACCCAAUCUCAGGCCUGUUCAUGCUGAUCAUGCUCAGCCACCUCUCCAAUGGACUCUGGACUCUGUGCUUAGUGCCUAUGGAAACUACAACAGAAGGAUAAGACCCCCCUCUGGACAGGGGAAUCUUGAAGAUCACAUCCAGGUUACUCAUUGCCUAAGAGAAAACAUACUCUAAUCACCCCUGCCUCUGGACAGGAUCCUGAAGGAGAUGAGCUUCCCCCACCUCGUAUUGGAUGAUGGUUCCGCCAGCUAAUAGCACCGUGGCCACCAGAGGCCCAUCCGGAGGAACCAGCCCUAGACCGGUAAGCCUCCCAGACUCCUCAAGAGUCCCGACAGCUCCACACGUUGUAGAGCCAAACCGCCCCCCCGCCCCCCCGAACCACACCCGGCAGGCUCCAGAUUCAGCUGGAGGGACAAUGAGCCCACCGGACUCUACCAGCCCGGAUGCUGCCCCUAUGUUCCCUAAACUCUACCCUCCACUCCCGGUAAGUACUCCUGGACAAGGGGGAGGAACCACUGGCAUUAAACAAAGGCUCCGCUCUGCCAGAGAGCCAGAGGAAAAAAUACCCUUGCAGAUGCCCCUCAGAGAAGCUCAGCAACCCCCAGUGAUAGGGGAGGACGUACCUGUCACCAAGCUCCUGUAACCUAUUGCUAUCAGCCCUCUUCAUCAACCGAUACACUGAACUGGCAAAAUCACACCCCCUCUUACUCGGUGGAACCCCAGGGCGUGACUAGACUAAUGGAGACUAUUUUCCCCACUCACUGACCAACCUGGGACGAUAUAAUGCAAUUACUAGCAUCUCUCUUCAGUACAGAAGAGAGAUAUAGGAUCAACACUGAGGCAAGGAAAUGGUUACAGGAGAUGGUUCCUGAGGGCACUGCUAACCCAGAGAGGUGGAUAGAGCAAGUCUUCCCCACUGACAGACCUAAUUGGGACGUCAAUACAGAGGAAGAAAAAAUCCAAUUAGACAGAUACCAGAUGGUGAUUACACAAGGACUUAAAAGGGGAGACCAGAGGCUGAUGGACAUGUCUAAACUGGCUGGAAUAGUUCACAAGGGAAACGAGUCACCUUCCGAAUUUUACGAGAGACUUUGUGAGGCCUACAGACUCUAUACACCCAUAGAUCCAGAAGCUACGGGCUCCCAGAUUGUUAUCAAUUCAGCAUUUACCUCGCAAGCAUGUCCUGACAUACAACAAACGCUUCAAAAGACCGAGGGAGUUCUACCCAUGUCUAGUCCUCGGCUGAUUGAAAUAGCAGAUAAGGUGUUCUGGAAUAGGGACAAGGAAAUAGAAAAGAAAUACGAGAAAAGGUAUAAAGACGAGCAGAGGAGAACAGACGAGAGGUUUGCAAUGUUGGCUGCUGCGCUUGGAAAAUCUUCUGAAGACUUUUCCAGCGCCCAAGCAAAGAAACCCCCGCUAGCUUCGAGGUCAGGACAGCCCUCCAACUGGUCCCAACGGAGGCUACGGGCUGCAUUACAGCCAAAUCAAUGCGCCCAAUGCCGUGGGUUCGGUCAUUGGAAGAAUGAGUGCCCAGAAGGAAGAAGGGAGAAUAAAUCCCUCCCGGUUGCAGAACUCACUAACAUAGAGACUGAAUAGGGAUGCCAGGGCUCGAAGACUUCAGGUCCCCGAGAGCCCAUGGUAACUUUAAAAAUUGGGGACCAAGACAUUGACUUUAUGGUGGACACUGGGGUAGAAUUGUCCGCGGUGACUAAACCCGUGGCGCCACUGUCUAAAAGGACCGCCGCCGUAAGUGGGUUUCAGGAGAAGAAAUGGUUAAAUCAUUUUGCCAGCCCAGGAAAUGCCAGAUGGGGGGUCACCAAGUGACUCAUGAGUUCCUCUAUAUCCCUGAGUGCCCAAUACCCUGCUGGGGAGAGACUUACUCUCCAAACUGGGAGGACAAGUGACUUUCUCUCCUAAAGAGAGGCCCACUUUUUGGAUGGGCACAACAACCUACUUACUCUCCCUCUCUGUGCCCCCUCAAGACGAAUGCAGGCUACGUGAGCCCCCUGGAGAUAAACAAGGCCAGGCAACAGAGUUGGAGAGAAGGCUAACUCAGCUGUUCCCUGAGGUCUGGGGUGAAGAUAACCCCCCUGGGCUAGCUAGACACCAAGCCCCUGUAAUAAUAGAACUCAGAGCUGGCACCACCCCGGUGAGAAAGCGUCAAUACCCAAUACCCAUAGGAGCCCGAAUUGGGAUUCUGCCUCACAUCAGCAGGCUAAAACAGGCAGGCAUCCUGGUGGAAUGUCAAACAGCCUGGAACACACCAAAAUUACCAGUAAAGAAGGAAGGAGGACAAGACUAUAGGCCCGUACAGGAACUCAGAUUGGUCAAUCAGGCCACUGUAACUCUGCACCUGUCUGUCCCCAAACCCCUAUACUUACUUAGCCUCCUCCCACCUAAGACAAGGAUCUAUACUUGCUUGGACCUCGAAGAUCCUUUUUCUGUAUACGCCUAGCACCUGCAUCACAACCCAUUUUCGCCUUUGAAUGGGAGAACCCAAUCGGAGGCAAUAAGCAGCAGCUCACUUGGACACACCUCUCGCAAGGAUUCAAAAACACACCAACCAUCUUUGGAGAAGCCUUGGCCUCAGACCUGGAGCCUUUCCAGCCUGAAAGGUGUGGAUGUUGGCUCUUGCAAUAUGUGGACGACCUGUUGCUAGCCACUGAGACCUGGGAGGAAUGCUGUGAAGGGACCCCAGCGCUCCUCCACUGGCUGGCAGAAGCGGAAUCCCGAGUGUCGAGGAAAAAGGCACAAAUCUGCAAGGAGGAGUUGCAGGCAUCGCCUCUUGGAUCCAUCACACCAGAGCGAAGAAGGCAUACCACGCUGACCUGGAAGACGCCGAGUGGACCACCCAGAAGGACCCUACCGACCCACGGGAAACCAGGAUAUUCUGAAGAGGAAGAAGAAAAGGAGGUCCCGGACGAGCCCUCUAUAGAAUGGAGCUGGGUAAGCGACUCCUGCUACUCGGCUUCACCAACGCAAUGCUGAACCUGACCACUGUCCCGGUACAGGGCAACAUCUUCAUCUCAUGGGCACAUUCUUACGCAAACUUCCACAACUCCUCCAAUUGUUGGGUAUGUGGGGCUAUGCCCCUGUCAGUAACGGACGGACUCCCCUGGUGGGUAUCGCCACUUCAUGAUGGAGAUUUUCUACCACUGUGUUCUUUCUUGGAACAACAGAAAGGAGCUUUCAUUUCUCUCAGCAAUCAUGAUCUUUCUUUGCUCUCCUGGUGUAAGAAAGAGCCAUCAAUGGGCCUGGGACAUGGGGUUACAUUUAGCAUGAACGCUAGUCUUAAGGCACUAACAAGUGCUUAUAACUCAUAUACGAGCAAUGGACAGAAGAAAAGCACCCCUACCAAAGAGGAACAGACCUCCCGGUACCAUGAGGUAUACUACCAGGUCUGGGAUGAACAUUUCUGGAUGACUUCUGAGAGAGGACAGGUGAUUACUCCCGCUACAAUUUGCUGGGAACAAAAAGAACACAAAAUUGGAUUUGGAGACCUCCCCCUAGACCCAAAAGAUUUAAAAUAUAUGGGUUAUUUGUCCACUGAACAAUGUAAACAAAUCUUGGACGUAACCUAUCACCCCAGUCGGUCUGCUCAGUGGCCCGGUUCCGACUGGAAAUACAGUCCUGGAAUCCGCUGGGUAGCCCCCAAUGGGACCAAGUGGCUUUGUGGGCCUAACUUAUGGCCAUGGUUACCAGUUGGCUGGGUAGGGCGUUGCACACUAGGAUUUGUUUUCGCCCCUGGCAGAAUUAAGCCUCGCCUACACCAUCCUCCAGCAAACCUGCCCUAUCUGCAUGCAAGAUGGACACGAUCCACGUUCCAAUGGUAUGACUAUCUUGCUGGCUUCUUUGUACCCUCUAUAGGGACAGCGGAUAUCAUGGUUAGGGUAGAGGCCUUAAAUAAUUUCACUAAACAGGCCCUCUUAGACAGUAAAAAAGCCAUUGAAGCUUUGAAUGAAGAACAAUCUCAGAUGAGGAAGGCAGUAAUGCAAAAUAGGAUGGCAUUAGACAUACUCACAGCAGCCCAGGGGGGAACUUGUGCCAUAAUUAAAGUCGAAUGUUGUGUAUACAUCCCUGACCUGUCUGGAAAUGUAUCUGCUGCCAUGGAGGAUAUGCAAAAACAAGUGAAAGCCAUGUCUGGUGAAAAUAUUCCCUUUUGGACUUCGAUCCUGUCCUGGGUAAAGGGAGACUGGUGGAAAACUAUUAUAAAUGUUGUUAUCGUAUUCUUAAUCAUACUGGUUUGUGGGCCGUGCUUGUUACAAUGCCUUGUGAAUUUUGUAACCCAGAGGUUGGUAGCGUUGUCUCAUGUGGUUGACCAUAGGACUAACGUACAAUCUACCUCUCAAUGAAUGAUGCUCGUUACGGAAACUAAGAGCAUCAAGAGCGGGGAAUGAAGAAGGACUUCACAAGGCCUGGACCCCAUCUCAGGCCUGUUCGUGCUGAUCGUGCUCAGCCACCUCCCCAGUGGACUCUGGACUCUGUGCUUAGUGCCUAUGGAAACUACAACAGAAGGAUAAGACCCCCUCUGGACAGGGGAAUCUUGAAGAUCACAUCCACGUUACUCAUCGCCUAAGAGAAAACAUACUCUAAUCACCCCUGCCUCCGGACACGUCAUAAAUCUUUUCUGUAUCUAUCGCAAUGUAACCACAGGCUUAUUGAUUAUUAACUGGUUAGAAUGUAACCGUGAGCUUAUUGAUUAUUAACUUUCUGAACACAUAAGACAUGAAUGAUGGGUUAUUGUGAUUGUAUUUUCCCUUCCUUUGUUUAUGUAAGUCUCAAGGAAUUUGGGGUGGUGGGUUCGGACACGUACACAUGGGGUGUAAAAGAUUUUCACAAAUGCUGGUUGGGGUCCUU